GUGAGCUGUCAAAAUUGCCGCAUCGUAGAACGUAAACUGCAGAAGCGAAAGCAACUUUGCUGGCCGAAGGAAAGCUACGAAAACGUUGUUUAAUUGAAACCAUGGACUCGAAGGAAGUGUCGCUGAUCAUUAAAUGGAGCGGCAAAGAGUUUCCCAUCGAAGAUCUGACCGAGCACGAUACCGUCGCCGUUUUGAGGCACGAAAUAUGCAAAAAAACACAGGUCCGGCCGGAGCGACAGAAGCUGCUCAACUUAAAGUACAAAGGCAAGCCGGUUACGGAUGAUGUCAGGCUGGGCGCAAUGGACCUGAAGCCCAAUUUUAAAGUAAUGAUGGUUGGUUCGCUGGAGUCCGAUAUCAAAGAGGCAGCGUCGCGACCCGAAGACGUCGGUAGUGUCGUAAAUGAUUUCGACAACGAGGAGGAAGACAAUGUUGCGUUCGAAAAUAAGGAGGUUUACUUGGCCAAAAUCAACAAACGGAUCAAAGACUACACCAUAAAGGAAUUGAAUCCUCCGCGUGAAGGGAAAAGGCUGCUCGUGUUGGACAUCGAUUAUACGAUAUUUGAUCAUCGGUCUGCUGCUGAAAACGGAACGGAACUGAUGCGACCGUAUCUACACGAGUUUCUAACGUCCGCCUACCAGGACUACGACAUAGCGAUAUGGUCCGCCACGUCGAUGAGAUGGAUAGUGGAGAAAAUGAAGCUGCUCGGGGUAACGGAUGAGGCCCGGGAUUACAAGCUGGUGUUUAUGCUGGACGAUGCCGCUAUGAUAACGGUCCUUUGCCCGCUGCGCGGUGUGAUCGAGGUGAAACCGCUGGGCGUAAUUUGGGGCAAGUACAGCCAGUACUCGUCGAAGAACACGAUCAUGUUCGAUGAUUUGCGGCGCAACUUUCUGAUGAAUCCGAAAUCGGGACUGCGCAUCAAGCCGUUUUCCGAGGCGCACCUCAACCGGCACAAGGACAAGGAGCUGGUGAAGCUGGCCAAGUACUUGAAAGCGAUCGCGGAGCAUUGCGACGACUUUGAUACGCUUAACCAUCGACGAUGGGAGGACUAUCUGGCUAAGAAACGAUCAUCGCAUUGAUAUUGGGUAUCGGGGGUGGGGAGGGGACUGGGCAGCGAACGAUUUAAUCGUGCACGCUUUAUCGUUUUCAAAUGAAUACAAAUAUUCUUACUGAGCA
Molecule: messenger RNA, 1173 nt
Organism: Anopheles coluzzii
Lineage: Eukaryota; Metazoa; Arthropoda; Insecta; Diptera; Culicidae
Gene: Ublcp1
Product: ubiquitin-like domain-containing CTD phosphatase 1
Exons: 4
Coding region: 102-1076 (324 amino acids)
Biological process (GO): protein dephosphorylation
Cellular component (GO): nucleus
Molecular function (GO): protein binding; protein serine/threonine phosphatase activity
Source: RefSeq, a predicted model, not a curated record